Molecule: messenger RNA, 2156 nt
Organism: Girardinichthys multiradiatus
Lineage: Eukaryota; Metazoa; Chordata; Actinopteri; Cyprinodontiformes; Goodeidae
Gene: tfg
Product: trafficking from ER to golgi regulator
Exons: 8
Coding region: 173-1405 (410 amino acids)
Biological process (GO): endoplasmic reticulum to Golgi vesicle-mediated transport; COPII vesicle coat assembly
Cellular component (GO): endoplasmic reticulum exit site
Molecular function (GO): identical protein binding
Source: RefSeq, a predicted model, not a curated record
GCUGCGCGUUGAGAAUGCCACGUACUGGUUGACGUCGACAGUCUGGAUGACACUUCCUGGUCCUUAGCUAGGCCAGCUAACAAAUUAGAAUUUCACGGUUGGGAGAAACCUGUGAAACACAGCGUGGUUAAGUCGCCUGAUUCAGUGGGAACAGUAGAGAUCAGACGGCACCAUGAACGGCCAGCUGGACCUGAGUGGCAAGCUGAUCAUCAAAGCCCAGCUGGGCGAUGACAUUAGACGCAUCCCUAUCCAUAAUGAAGACAUUACAUAUGACGAGCUGGUGCUGAUGAUGCAGCGCGUCUUCAGAGGCAAGUUGCAGAGUAACGAUGAGGUUACCGUCAAAUACAAAGAUGAAGAUGAUGACCUCAUCACCAUUUUUGACAGCUCUGACCUGUCCUUUGCCAUCCAGUGCAGUAGAAUACUCAAAUUGACAUUAUUUGUGAAUGGCCAGCCGCGGCCUUUGGAAUCCAGUCAAGUGAAGUACCUACGCAGGGAGCUGAUUGAGCUUAGGAAUAAGGUCAACAACCUUCUUGACAGCCUGGAGCCCCCCUCAGAGCCUGGAAUGACUUCCACAGCGCCUGAAAAUGAAUUAGUGGAUGGACGCGAAGGCAGAGUUUUGACAGCAGACUCAACAGUGAAACAUGCACCUCCAGUCAGCGCAGCCAGCAUGUCGGCCUUCGACCCAUUAAAAAACCAGGAUGAGGUCAACAAGAACGUCAUUUCUGCUUUUGGUCUAAGCAAGGACCAGGCCCCAGUUGCUCCCCCUGCUGUUGCAACAGAGGAGCGCUCAGGGACUCCUGACAGCAUUGCUUCCUCUUCUUCUGCAGUGCCUCAGCCAGGAGUGCCCCCUCAGCCGCAGGCUCCCUAUGCUGGGGUACAACAGGGACCCCCUGCUGGAGUUGAUGGUCAGGUGUAUCAGCAGUAUCAAGCUCCAGGUGGUUACCCUCCUCAGCAGCCAGCACCACCGCAGCAGCAGUACAGUAUGCAGUACUCUGCUGGAUACAGUUCACAACCUGGAGCCCCUCAGCCUGUCCCUCCACAGCCCCAGCAGCAGCAGCAAUUUCAGAAUUACCCUCCACCUUCAUCCCAGGCUCCAGGCACUGGUCCUGCCCCAACUCCUGGCUUCCAGACCGGGCAGCAGCAGCAGCCUCAUCCACCUCAGGGAGCUCAACAGUAUCCACCAGGAGCCUUCCCUCCCCAAAACUAUACCUCCCAGGGCUCGCAGCCUGCCAACUACAGCAUGCCACCUAGCUCCCAACCUGGCUCAGGGUUUCAACCCCGCCCAGGGUUCACCCCGCCCCCAGGCACUGCUGUCACUCCUCCACCCGGCGCUGCUAAUCCCUACGCCCGCAAUCGCCCCCAUUACGGCACGGGCUACACUCAGCCAGGUCCUGGGUACCGGUAAAAGAGGGCAGCGGGUGGUAAUAAUCCCCCUCCCCACCCCCAUUAUGUGGCUCCAACUGUUUAAGGUGUGUGCAGAAAAAAAGGUCUACUGCUCUGCGCUCCACCCGUAUAAAGUAUAAAGUCCAAAUAUUUAAAAAAAACAGACGGUCCCUCCCUCCCAGUCUGAAGGUUAGUGUUUGUACACACCUCUCUGUUCUGGCCCUGAUGUAUUCUCCACAUCUUAUUUACCCCCCUUGUUCUCCUGCCAGCUCCGCUGGCUGUUCUGCCCUCUUGUAUCUGUCAUUGUAACAAAGUACCAGUCUGUUUGCACACACCUGGGAGACCAAAACAUGCUGUUGCACAAACUACUAUUGUCCUUUUCAUGAUAAGGUGUUGUUUUGCGAGUCGGAUCAGAAUUUGUGAUGCAAUUCUUAAACAGCUGUGAGUUUACCGUGUGUAGGACACUAUCAUGGCAAAAGUUAUCCCAGUUUUUUUUUUUUUUUUUUCCUUUAUUUGAUUAACUUCACCACCAUGUUGGUAUUAAUGUGUCUGCCCCAUGUUGGGAACACUAGCUAAAGGUUCAGGUUAUGAAGAAGGCUUCUGUUGUUUAGUUUCUCACUGUUUAUCACCUCCAGCACAGCUUGUUUUCCUUUCUCUCUUCUCACUGGUUUUUACUAAUAUAUCAAAUCAAAUUAUUCUCUCAAGUGAGAUUAGUUGUUUAUGUAAAAAUGUUAACUUUUCUUCUUCUGGAAUCUAAUAAAGAAUUGAGACCC